Messenger RNA from Trichosurus vulpecula (common brushtail), 3294 nucleotides. It is a transcript of the gene MAP2K3, whose product is annotated as mitogen-activated protein kinase kinase 3. Lineage: Eukaryota; Metazoa; Chordata; Mammalia; Diprotodontia; Phalangeridae. Gene Ontology annotation, biological process: protein phosphorylation; MAPK cascade. Gene Ontology annotation, molecular function: ATP binding; MAP kinase kinase activity. The transcript is spliced from 12 exons. The coding region runs from base 394 to 1407 and encodes 337 amino acids. The record is from RefSeq and is a predicted model, not a curated record.
AAGUGUAAUCUGAGCUGGAACUGCCCAACUUCAGCUGCCACGGCUCCUGCCUACGAGAGAGAGAGCCCUGAAUCCCCCCUCUAUCUACCUUUCGGAUUCUCUCCUUCUGCCCCUCCCGCCCCAGGCUGCAGGAUUAGGAAUCUUGCAACUAUCAAAUUGCUUUGGGUCAGGAGAGAGGAGGGGAGCGGGGCAGCGGGGCCAAAGCCCCAGGUCACUUGCAAAAGGUCACCGACCUUUCCGGUGCACCUACCUUUUUUGUUUGUUGUGCUCUUGUGGGAAGUAAGCCUUAAGGAUGUUUUGCUGGAAGGGCUUUUGAGUUCGACCCCUUGGCUUCUUUUCCCACCCCUCCUGCCCCCAGGCGCACUUGGUUCUCUGCUUCAUUUCGGGGAAGCCAUGGACAAAAGGCAAGGAAAAGUCAAGAACAGGAAGGAUUUAAAGAUCUCAUGUGUCUCCAACAAGCCACCUGUCUCCAACCCAACGCCUCCCAGGAACCUGGACUCUAGGACCUUCAUUACAAUCGGUGACAAGAACUUUGAAGUGGCAGCUGAUGAUUUAGUAUCCAUUUCAGAGCUGGGUCGGGGUGCCUAUGGCGUAGUGGAGAAAGUCCGACAUGCCCAGAGUGGAACCAUCAUGGCUGUCAAGAGGAUCCGAGCUACUGUGAACACUCAGGAACAGAAGAGGCUUCUCAUGGAUCUGGAUAUCUCCAUGAGGACUGUCGACUGCUUCUAUACUGUCACCUUCUAUGGGGCCCUUUUCAGAGAGGGUGAUGUAUGGAUCUGUAUGGAACUGAUGGACACGUCCUUGGACAAAUUUUACAAGAAGGUUCUGGAGAAGGAGAUGACUAUACCAGAGGAUAUUCUAGGCGAAAUAGCGGUGUCUAUUGUUCGAGCCCUGGAGCACUUACAUAGUAAACUGUCUGUGAUUCACAGAGAUGUCAAGCCAUCCAAUGUUCUCAUCAACAAGGAAGGCCACGUAAAAAUGUGUGACUUUGGGAUCAGUGGCUACUUGGUGGACUCAGUUGCCAAGACCAUGGAUGCUGGUUGCAAACCUUAUAUGGCGCCGGAGAGAAUCAACCCAGAGCUGAACCAGAAAGGCUACAAUGUCAAGUCAGACGUUUGGAGUCUGGGAAUCACUAUGAUUGAGAUGGCCAUCCUCCGGUUUCCGUAUGAGUCAUGGGGGACCCCAUUCCAGCAGCUGAAACAGGUAGUAGAAGAGCCAUCUCCUCAGCUCCCUGCUGACCGCUUCUCUCCUGAGUUUGUGGACUUUACAGCUCAAUGCUUGAGGAAGAAUCCUGCUGAGCGAAUGAGCUACCUGCAGCUAAUGGAGCACCCUUUCUUUACUUUGCACAAAACCAAAGAGACAGACAUUGCUGCCUUUGUGAAGGAGAUCCUGGGUGAGGACUCAUAGGAGAAGGACAUUACUACCCUGGGGAGCGCCCUCUUCCCCUCUCCUUUGGAAAACAGAAAAGAGGAACGACGUUCUUGGUGGUUUGCACAGAUCACGUAGUCCCCAGCCCUGUCCACCUCCAACCUGGAGCACGGCAUUAGUAUAUCCUCGUGUCAUCCUGUGUAUCUUUUAGCUAAAAGAGCUACCUGGCCAGCACCAUGGAAAUCCAAGGCCGAGGACAAUGUUUGGUCACUGCUCCCGCAGAAGCCCGUGUGGCAUUGGACGUAGGGAAUUUCUUCACUGGCGAGACUCUCAUCACCAUGACUCUUGGGUCGGAGAGACCAGUCCCUUGCUUAGGCAGGAACUGUUGGGGUGAGGGUGGUUCUGACAGAGGGAGGGUAGGUCCUUCGGGUCUUGCAAUGUGCCAUUUAUUCCAAGUGCCAAGAAAACUGACCCAGUAAGCAGAGCUUCCCAAUGUUUUUGAGUAGAGUGAGUUUCUGGGACUACCAGCUCUGUAAAUUUUUUGGUUCAUUCAUUCAUUCAGUACUUCCCCCAGAUCUGUUUCUUUCUCUCGGUCUCGCAGGAAUCUGUUCUUCUCCCAACACCUCUCACCCAUAAGGUGUAACAGCGCCUAUCUCUGUACCAGCGCCCUCCAUUUUCCCUUCCCUAAAUCCACUUUCUUUAGACUCUGGUCUUCCUACCCUUGGAGGGGAGGGCUUUGAGUUCUUGGGGAUGGGUGGUGAAUGGGAUGGUGUUGGUUCAGUGAUCUUUGAUGUCUGUAGUAAGGCUAUGGGAAGACGCCUGUCCUGGCCAGUGAUAUGAAGCUUAAUACCGAGGGAGAGAGGGGGCCCUUGAACAACAGCCUAUCAGCCUUGGUGACCUGUUGAUGCCAAUGACCCUUUCCCUCUCAAGCACACCUCACUUCCUAGGGCCAGAGGGUGUGGGUAUGUCACGAGGGCUAAUGGGUGUGGGAGGUGAGGAUUUGAUCCUGCCCCCCUCAUAUAUAAAGUGCCGGGUUCUAAUGCUCCCAUAGUUUUCUUUUUCAAAGGCCAUUACAAAUUCUUCCUUAUGGCCCAAUGACUUGCUCAGCUGCUCCAGGAUCCACCCCCAAACCAUCUCUUCCAAACCAGCCUUGGGGAUCAGAUCAGGCCCUUUAUUUUUUUGUCCUUCUGACAACCCACAAGUGUUAUGAGCCUAUGUAAACAGUAAAUUGUAUAGGGUAGGCAGAACAUAGGUUGUAUUAUAUUUUUUAUAUCUAUAUAUAAUGAACUUUAAAAGCCGUUUUCUUGUUUUAAUCUGAUAACAGAUAUAGUCCUCCCUCCUGGGGGAUGGGCUCUGGGGGUCAUGCCUGAUUACUGUGAAUACCAGAGGGUUGGUCCCAUCCCCUUUUCCUGGGCCCUCCUGCCUAGAAGACUCUUUCCCUCCUUCCCUCCAUCUCUUAGAAACCCUACCUUCCUUCAAGGGUUAGUUUAAGGACAGCCUUCUACAUGAAGCCUUUCCUCAUUUCUUUGCUGAGAACUUCCCUUGGGGGUGAGAAAGAGCUGGAGGAGGUGUCUGCUUCAGGAGUGGCUAUCUGCCCAGCCAGAAUUAUUGCAGGUAGCCUAUGAUUUUCAAGGGGAGUGGGGGUGGAAAUAUACUUCAGGACCAGUGAUUUUCUUUGAGGAAAUGUCUAGCUGUCUUUGAAGCUGCUGGGGGUGGAGAUGGGGAGAGGUGUAGUAUGGAUGCUGUAAAGUUGGCUCGAGCACUUGGUCAGGAAGCUGAUGUAUACAUGUUCGUUGAAGAGACGUGGAUGGCUGCCUCAGGGGUGUGGGGGUGGGAUAUCCCUGAUUCUUUGAGGUUUGACCCUACUUAGACCUGCUUCCCAACAAACAUGCUCAAUUCUAAAAGGUCUUGCCACAAGCCUCCCUC